AUGACUGGCAGUCUAGGUGAUAUUUUUGCCUCAUUGUUCAAAAAGAAGGAUGAGGAAGAACUGCUCUGGCCAAAUAUGACUUCGAGCAGACAGAGCGAAGAGACUUGCUGUCCAGCUCAGCAUGUCCGAAUAGAACAUGAAAGAAAACACCGUGGUAGCAUCGACAAUAAGGGUCACCGUAACCAGUUCCUAAGCUCAGCUUCAAGUACCUUUCCGCCAGCCGAAGACGUUCAAUUUGAAAAGCUCUCUCAAUCUAUUUACACCAUGCUGGACGAACCACUACAUAUACAGCCAAACAAUCAAAACUGCAUCAGUUACAGAAAUAGCGGCUUCCGCACCAAGUACAGAUAA
This is a messenger RNA of Komagataella phaffii GS115, 351 nucleotides long. RefSeq lists its product as hypothetical. The record is from RefSeq and is a predicted model, not a curated record. NCBI's taxonomy places the organism in Eukaryota, Fungi, Ascomycota, Pichiomycetes, Pichiales, Pichiaceae. The transcript has a single exon. The coding region runs from base 1 to 351 and encodes 116 amino acids.